GAGUGAGAGGAGAAUGAGCGGAUUAUCAGCCCCGACAAUGCAGAAGUUAGCCGCACCUUGCAGCGUAUGCAUCCAUCCAUCGCGUCGGAAGAGUUUCGGCCAUUUUAUUCACUUUCUUGGGAUGACUCUUCUUUCUCCCACCGACAAUUGACUGUUUUCUCCAAUACAAGACCUGUCGCAUAGUAAUCCUAGAUGCGACAGUCCUAGUUCGCAAUGAAUCAAUCCAUAUCGCUCCUGCGACAAUCGCUCAAUACCGCAUCACGUCGCUUUCACACAACUUCGAGCUCACUAAGUUCGCAGCGAUGUCGGAGGCAAUAUAGCAUUCACGUUGAUGCUGCCAACGCCUCAAAGCUCGCGGAGCUGGACUCGAGAAAGCUUUCCAUCACGAAGACUACAACACCAAAGGAACUUCUGCCCGCUGAAGAGCUUGUAUUUGGUCGUAACUUUACAGAUCAUAUGCUUUCUGUCGAAUGGACAGCUUCUGAAGGAUGGCUAGCACCGCGCAUUACGCCUUACCAGAACCUCUCACUGGAUCCUGCGACAUGCGUUUUCCACUAUGCAUUCGAAUGUUUCGAAGGGAUGAAGGCUUACAAAGACACAACUGGCAACAUACGCCUGUUUCGGCCUGACAAGAAUAUGGAAAGAUUCAACAAGUCAUCAGCAAGAAUAGCAUUGCCUACGUUCAACUCAGAGAGCCUGAUUGACUUGAUCGGUCAAUUCUGCAAACUGGAAGAGCGUUUCAUCCCAUCUCCUCGUGGUUACUCACUAUACCUUCGCCCCACAAUGAUCGGUACACAACGUACACUUGGUGUAGGUCCUCCGGGAUCUGCCCUUCUUUACGUUAUUGCAUCUCCUGUAGGUCCCUACUACCCGACUGGCUUCAAGGCCGUAUCGCUUGAAGCUACGGACUAUGCAGUCCGAGCCUGGCCCGGUGGUGUUGGUGAUAAGAAGCUUGGUGCCAACUAUGCACCAUGCAUUGUCCCCCAAAUGGAAGCUGCGAGCAGAGGAUUCCACCAGAACCUUUGGCUGUUCGGAGAAGAAGAGUAUAUUACAGAGGUCGGCACUAUGAACCUGUUCGUGGCUCUCAAGGACAAGAAGACGGGUCAAAAUGAACUGAUAACGGCACCCCUGGAUGGCACCAUUCUCGAAGGUGUCACACGCGAUUCGGUACUGGGCAUUGCUCGGGAACGGCUGGAACCCGAGGGAUGGAAGGUCACAGAACGGAAGUGUACUAUGAAAGAGCUGGCAGAAGCAGCAGACGAGGGGAGAAUGCUGGAAGUGUUCGGCGCUGGGACAGCAGCGGUAGUAAGCCCGGUCAGAAAAAUAAGUUGGAAAGGGAGUACUGUUGAGUGUGGUCUUAGUGAGGGUACAGAGGCAGGACCAAUUGCACAAAGGAUGAAAGAUUGGAUUGAGGGUAUACAGUACGGCGAAGAGCCGGAAAACCCCUGGAGCGUGAAACUAAACUGAUUCGAGAUAAUUCGGAUCUCUAGUAGAACCACGGCAACGGAUUACAUAGCAG
Messenger RNA from Pseudovirgaria hyperparasitica, 1519 nucleotides. RefSeq names its product branched-chain-amino-acid aminotransferase. Gene Ontology annotation, biological process: L-leucine biosynthetic process; L-valine biosynthetic process. The record is from RefSeq and is a predicted model, not a curated record. Gene Ontology annotation, molecular function: branched-chain-amino-acid:2-oxoglutarate transaminase activity. NCBI's taxonomy places the organism in Eukaryota, Fungi, Ascomycota, Dothideomycetes, Acrospermales, Acrospermaceae. The coding region runs from base 214 to 1467 and encodes 417 amino acids. Gene Ontology annotation, cellular component: mitochondrion. The transcript has 4 exons.